Clunio marinus is the source of this 3615-nucleotide messenger RNA. The record is from the annotation of a GenBank genome assembly. NCBI's taxonomy places the organism in Eukaryota, Metazoa, Arthropoda, Insecta, Diptera, Chironomidae.
AAAUUUAUUUUUUUCUCCUUCUUCUCAUGUCUGCAGAUUUAAAACAGGAAAUAUUUUAUAUUAAUAAUAUUACGAGAGUCCGUGAACUGCGACUACUAGGACCAUAGUGAAUAUAAAAAUCAUGACCACAUUGAUACCAACGUCACAAUCACAGCAUCAGCAAUCAACGGCGACUACGGUAGGCGCCACACCAGCUGGUGUAGAGUCUUAUGAAGACAUGUUUAAAGAAAUCACAAGGAAAUUAUAUGGUGACGAGUCAGCACAUGGUCUUUAUCCAAUCAACAAUGCACAAGUUGCGCAAUUAGCACAAACACCAUCCGCACCACCUGAAGGUGAACGUUCAUUUACAACUUUAGUGUCGGAUCGAAGUCUGGCGCAAUUGGAAUAUGAGAAUGUUAUGCCAGCUGAAAUAUCAACCGGUAAUUUUAAGUCCGAAGAACAUUUAUCAACAGCUUUUGGAUUGGCUGCUCUUAUGCAUAAUGGAUUUCCACCACCCACAAUCAAUUUUCCUCCUGUUGCACAAGAAAUCAUUAUAAAUACGCCGGCAUCAAACACUUCAAAUGGAGGAACAAAUAUAAAAAGUGAAAACACGCAAAUUCAAAAGCGUUACAAUUGCUUGGUGUGUCCUUAUUCGACUGAUCGUCGUGAUUUAUUUACACGACAUGAGAAUAUUCAUAAGGAAGAGAAACCAUUUCAUUGUUAUGCAUGUCUGAAGCAAUUUAAUCGUGCUGACCAUAAUAGUGGCGCGACAAGUGGUGGUGGACAAUCAAAUGUCUCAGCAACAACACAUCAAAAUUCAACCAUCACGAUAAAGAAUGAGAAGACAUCGGCACAGGGAAAAUCAAAUAAGAUAAAAGGCGAGAAACGUUUCAUGUGUUGUUAUUGUCCAUGGAGUGGCGCUGAUAAUUGGGGACUCAAAAGACAUUUAAACACACAUACAAAGCCUUUUGUAUGUCUUCUUUGCGAUUACAAAGCGGCAAGAUCUGAAAGACUUACGACACACAUCUUUAAAGUUCAUAACAAAAAGGCGUGCAAUAAAUGUAACUUUUUUGCUGAUGAUCAAGCUCAACUCACUCAACAUCAACUUGAUGCACAUCAAAACGAGGUGCGCAAUGUACGAACAACUAACAGUCAAACUAAUAAUCAUAACUCAUCAACCACAACACCUUCGUUGACUGUAAACAAUUUAUCUGUUGGUCAACCGGUGGCGAGUGUUGUGAGCAAUCAAAGUACGACAAAUGUUCUACGAACAUUAACAAAUACUUUUGUGCCAAACGUACAUCACACGCCACAAACAAAUCACGCGUUUGGCUCUUCAAAUGCGCCAUCAUCAUCACUUAAUAAUGUGACAUCAAGUAUUUAUACGACAUCAAAUGUCAACACAAACCUUGUUGAGCAACUAAAUCAUCAUUUAACAUCAUCGUCAAAUAAUUGGCGUACUGUAAACUCAACUAACAAUAGCUUAAGUAAUCUUAAUCUUACUAACAUAAAUGGAUCGAAUCGAAUCCAAACAUCAACAAAUUCUCUUAUUUUAACACCGACAACUACAACGACGACCACGUCAUUAAAACGGAAAUCUGGAGCUGAGAGGCUCUUUGCAUAUUUUGAAGCUGAUGACAGCGAUGAUAUUGAGCUUGAUUAUGCUCGUCAACUUCAAAUGCAAGCGCUUAGUCGCAAUACAGCCUCUGUUGCUCAGGAUUUUCGUAGUGCGGGGGGUGAGCAAAUCCGAAUUCUGAACAUCAAAGGCAAUCACAUCGCGUUCAACAACUUAUAUCGUGAUGGAAUAGAUACAAAUGGAGCAAUUGGAAUACAACAAGAACAACAUGAACAGCAGCAAGAAAAUCAGCAGCAGCAGAAAAAGAAAUUUAAAGCGACGUCACCAAUUGACCAUUCGCCUCCCGCGGUCACAAUGAAAACUGUUGGACUUCCGUUCGAUAGUUUCAAAAGACGUCGCAAAAUGUCACCAUUUAAUGAUAAGGAGAAUGUGAAUGAGCUUCUGACAAAGCAAUUGACGUUCUUAAAGCAACAACAUAUGAUAUUUUUGAAAAACUUGAAUGAAAGUGUCAUGUCGGAUAGUGAACGAUUGAAAAUUGUUCAAGAAAUUAAUGAAAUCUUCGAAACAAUGUACAACAACUCAAUGUAUUUAAUUUCAUCAAUUGAGGGCGAUAAACGAAUGAAAGUUCAACAAUCGGCUAACGAUGAUAGAAAUGGAGAUGAGAAGUUUUCAUUGCCAGCAUUUCUUACCAACAAUAAUGAAAUUACUGUCAUUAUGGAGCCAAAGAAUCAUGAUCGUGAUCAAUGCGAGAUCAGAAAGAAUCGGAAGCAGCUGAAACCAAAAAAGAUUGAAUACAUUUUGGAAGAUGAUAUUAACAAUAAGAGGUCUGCAUCGGGGAAACAUGAAGGAGCGACAAGGUGCGUCAUUUCUGACCUUCGUGAUAAGCACAUGGUUCGUUUGGUUACUCGCAGAAAAUAUUGCUCUGUUUGUCGUAAUCGUUCAUCCUACGCAAAUACAAUCUUCAAUAAAACGUCAUUGUUGUUGCACAUGCUUUGGCGUCAUUCAACACAUCGAUACGAGUGUCAUCAAUGUCAGAUGAAGUUCAAUCAAAUCUAUAAAUUAAAGCUUCACAAGAAACUUAGGAAGCAUUAAAAGAAGAAAACAUUUUCCAAUCAUCAUUUAUGAAUUAAGUAAUGAAUUUUAAAACUGACAAAAAAAGAAUUAUCUAAGAGCAAAAGACAAGAUUUGAAAUAUUUUUUUAAAAAUGCGAUAAAUACCGGGGAAUAGACGAAGAAUCUCAAAAGCAUUUAUGGCAUUCGUCAUUUCAUUUAUUUUUCAAAUGAAUUUCUGAAAAUUCUUCCACCUUUUAUUUUAUAUUUUCCACAAUUUUAUUGUUUUUCUCUUUACAAUUUUCUUUUCCCUAGAAAUAAAUUUUCUAUAAUUCGUCAUAAGAGAGGAAAAUGAUUAUUAUUACAGAUAUUCAAGUGGCAAUUUAUUUUUGUGCAAUCAUGAGGAAGGAAUAACCGGGAGUUGUCGUAAAAUGACGCCAGAAGCAUUUAAAUUUUUAUAGAUUAGAAAUUUCAUUUCCACUUUAUUUGAUCCCAUUUUUCUCAACAUCAUUCUGACGUCAUUCAUGAAUAGCUCCUAAAAUCUUCAAUUUGAACUUCUUUUUCUCCUUAAAGUUUACAUUCUUUUACUUAUCAUCAUUGUUUUUUUAUAAACCGCUUAUUCAUAGAUGUUUUUAACUGUGUCUAAGACUACUUUCUUUCUUAAGGAUUAUAAAGUAUUACAAUUAUACGAUUUCACGAAUGAAUGAAUGAAUGAAAGAAAUAAAAUUGCUGUCUAGAUUUUAAUUUCAUUGUAACUUUUGAUAUAGAUUGUAAAUUACAUUCAUGAAUUGAUACGAUGAUGAAGAAGUCUUCAAGUAUCUAAGAAGCUUUGUCCAAGCAAAAAUACGAAUUGCAAGCUUUUCUUUUCAAUUUCUCUCAUUUUUAAAGAAGACAAAAGAAAAAUGUAUAGAAACAAGGCAGAUCGUGAAAUAAAACGAAAGAAAUUAAUCUCAAAACUUUUAGUAGAUAUUUGAACAUUUUUUUUCUUUUAAUUUUCAGCGAAUCUAAGCG